AUGUCCCAUCUCGCCUCCCCUAACAGUACAUCCCGUACUACUGCAGAGGCCAUCUACAAUGCAGGGAUAUCUUUGCAGCUGAAUCUAGAGAAAGCUCAGCCAGCCCUGUACUGUGAUUUGGACCCAUUGGAUUGUCUGAACAUCAUUAGAAGUAACGAGUAUUGGCGAAAGCUCGCGCUACAGCAAGAGCAUGGCAUAAUAUUUGAAGCUGUAUACGAGCAAUUGAAUGCCGGUGUUACAAUUUCGUCGUUAUUGAAUCCAUCAAGUGCAACUGUCCGUCAUCCAACCCUCCGGGUGGAAGACGUGGUAGAGGAUUUUCUGAAAUCCAUGGAAGAGCCGAUGAAGGGAUAUCUGAAGGAGAAUCGUUUGCCUGAGUGGACCUUACCCGAGUCCGCUUUAGCUGGACUAAAUGAGCGUGAAAGGCAGGAUGUUUUGGCGCAUGUUCGCUCUCUUGGCAUUCCAGCGCGUUCUAACAGCCCGCAAUGUCCCGAUAUGCUUCUACAUAAUCUUGGGAAAAUCAUCGAUGGAGAAUUACUCGAGUCGAUCAAAAAAAUCUUCGAGAAUGAGGAGCCGUGUCUCUUGCUUAGCACAUCGGGUUCAGGUAAAACUCGCACCAUUCUGGAAGGCCUCACACGACAUUGGGGCUUCUACUUUGUAUGCGCUCGAGACGACAAUGGGCUCGGGUCCAGCGACUUGUCUUCUAUGAUCAAUGACGGUCUGACUGGCGACGAAAAUUUCACAUUGGAUCUUUCAUCUGUUGAACACAAGGAUUCUUCCACUUUUCUUACGCGAAACCGCUCCAUUGCUAGGCAACAUUUCUUCGAGGUAUUUCUGGCGAGGCUCGUAAUAUUUACCGCCUAUCUCGAGGCAGUCUUCGGGCCGGAUGCACCAGCUCGCUCCGAGUCCGACAACUACAAGAAAAUGUGGCUCAUAUUACAGCUCAAACCUCACCUUGGUGGUGUCCCUGAUAUCUUCGAUGAUUUUUCAAAAACUCUGUAUGAGAUUCAUGCCCCCCAAAAAGAUCUUGCCCAUGUCGCCCAGCGCUGUGCACACCGAAUUGUACAACUUUUGCGUGACAAUCUUGCAAUUGUAAUGGAUGAAUCCCAGAUUGCGGCCGUGACACAUGAUCUGGCUUUCAAGUCGGGACCUGAUGACCCUACCCCUAUAGAACACUCAACAGGAUCAACAGGAGUAUUCCGACCCGUACUACGAGAAAUACAAGGCAACUUCUACUCCACAUAUAUCACUCACACCCUUGAUGACUGCGACGCCCAUCGCCGCUACGUUGAAAAAUAUUUCCCUCUGAAACUCGUGAAAUCGUUGGAAUUUGAACAUCUUUUUGACAGAAUUCGCCACUGGCUUCGGGGUAGCAAUACAGUGCCAGCCAACAGAUAUUUGACGGAAAUGAAACGUGGAAAGAGUCCCCUUGUUGCGAACCUUAUUCAAUACGUCUACAAGUAUUUCAUGACCAGCAUGCCUCCAUUUGCUUUUACUGCCAAAGAAAUAGAAUUCGUGAAAUAUGGUUUUGCCCGAUACACAAUCAAGGACGAGGACGUCAUACAAAUGGAGGGUGCCUUCCAGCAGGAGGAUUCAGUUCUUCUGGUACCAACAAUUCAUAUCUCAGAACCUCUCAUCCUUCUCGCACUGGCCUUGUGGGCCAAUCGCAAUCAUAACCUGUGGAUAAUAGGCCCUCUUCAUUAUGUGCUUACCACAGAAAUCACCAAUCAUGAUGUUGUGAAGGGGAAUGGUCUGGAGAAAUAUAUUGCUUACUAUUUUGCAACGGUUUUAGCCAGGAAAGAAGGGUGUAGGCUUGGAGAAAUCUUGCAUUUCCACGGCCGAACAAAGCUUAUGAACUCAACGGCAAAACUGGUCGCUGUCAAUGUUCUUCGCAAUGGCAGGGAUAUGGAUGAGUCAAUUGACGACUAUAGUUCGGCUACUAUCUUGAAUAAACUGAACGUCGUGCCUCCCGCGCCAACCAAAGGAGAUGUUAUAUCAGAAGGAGCAUUCAUCUCGUGUACUGCAGAAACCAAUGUCCCCGACUUGUCCCACUGCACGUCAGUGCUAGGCCGACAAACUCAACAGCCAGAGGAAGUUCUAAAUUGGUUACUUUUUCGACAUCGCAAUGCGAUCUGCUUCCCAGACAACCACUUUGGACCGGACCUUAUAUUUGUACUCAAACUCUUAGAUCCUAAACCAACAUACAUUUGGGUUGUGGUUCAGUGCAAACUCCGUCUAUCGACGAAGACCUUAUCAAAGAAAUCUGUUCAAGAUAGUCUGAAUACUUUAGCUCCAACGAAAUUCUAUAUUGACAAAAAUGGAGAGCCUUACUCGCCCAAGAGCCUUCCCAUGCUACCAGAACGCACCCUUGAAGCAAUGUCUUUCCUCCCACAUAGGAAUACUGAGUUAGCAGGACCUUACAGUGUUCUGAGGAUCAUCUGUCCAUUUCCCGCUCCAAUGGAGCUCGAUAGAAUACCCUCGCAGGACGAUGAAGAAGAAGAUGAGGAUGAAGACGACGAAGAUAUUGGACAAAAGAGGGAAGAAGGUGGCCAGAUUGUCACCGACGCCGGACGGAAAUUCUCACUUUGCACUGACCCAGAUGACUUAGGGCAUCCCCUGGCCACCCUGAACAUUGAGAAAAUGAUCAAUGUGAUGGACCAAUUUAUACCAGAAAAUAAGUUGGCGGCGAUCCUUGCGGAGAAAGGACAGAAGGUUGAAUACGCUGCGGCUUUGGCUAACAAACGUGCUAUAGCUUUGGAUAAGGAAGCCCGGCAAUAUAUAGACCAACGAAAGCUUACGAAAGCGAAGGGGAUCAACGAAGCUGUCAAAAGAACCAGGGGUUCGAGCAAGAAAAGAAUUGAGAGGAAAAAGUCUACAGCUGGGACCGCGAAGGAUGGCGCGAUUGGGAAAGCAGAUGCGAAGAGGAAUAGGAAGUCGACAGUCAGCACUAGACAACCUGUAGAGUCAGGUUCACAUGCACUCCCUACCGGAAACGCGGAAAAGAAGAGAAAGAGAACAACUAGCGCGAAUAGUGUUGCUGAGACUGAGCUCGCCCAAAGGAACGCCGGGACAAUGAAACUUCGUACCCUACCACAGAAAAGUAGAAGACCAUGA
Messenger RNA from Lentinula edodes (shiitake mushroom), 3111 nucleotides. RefSeq lists its product as uncharacterized. The record is from RefSeq and is a predicted model, not a curated record. Bases 1 to 3111 code for a protein of 1036 amino acids. Lineage: Eukaryota; Fungi; Basidiomycota; Agaricomycetes; Agaricales; Omphalotaceae. The transcript is spliced from 9 exons.